AGUACCUUUUUUGACCAUUUCCUACACAGUGUCCCUUUAAUGCAGAACAAACAUAUGACAGCAUGCUGUGAAGUUGCAUAGUGUGUCUUUAAUCUAUGAUGUCAUUGUUGCUAAACCGAAUGUUCAAUGCCAGAGGGCGAGCUGUUUUGAAGAACAUGGUAAAGACAAAUCAAGUUGAAGCUCAUGUGUUAACUGGCAUCUUCUUAUCUACAACAUUUGAUGAAGCGAAAAUGUGUUUGUCAGCCAGGCACACUUAAUCCCGGUUCUUGUCGGGCGGUUGCAAUGUUGGGGAGACACUUCAGUUCUUGCGCGCAUGCAACAUAAGGAGGAGCUAUUUCGCGUGGACACAGCCACCGCCUUCCACUUGUCCCCGCCUGCCUGCCGUGCCGUCCAGUGCUGCAGGACACUGCUUUGCCCCAAAGGAUAUGAGGGAUUUACUGUAACAUAACAAUGGGCCGAAAGCGAGUUAUUGCUUUGACGUGUUAACAUAACGCUUUUUAAAAACAUCAACUAUGAAUCAUGCAUUUGAUAUUUCUCUCAAGUCUGCUUGUGAGCAUCCUUUUCUCCUGGCUCCAUCUAUCUGUGGCAUCCACUGGAGUUGAGAAUGAGGUUGCCAGGGACGCAGUGUCAUUGUUGCUGGAGCAGGAGGCGGCUGCGGAGGCGGCGGCAGCAGCAGCAGCAGCAUCAGCAGCACCAGCGGGUACCUGGGAGAACAGAACGCACGCUGCAUCCGAGCAUGUGAUCACCUACCCCUCCCGCCUAAUCUAUUACCUGAACGAGGAUUCGGAAAGCACCUACCAUGACCUAGACACUCGCUCAAGGAACCAAGUGAGCGAGAGUCCGGUGGUCCACCUUGCUCAAGCCAGUUUUCAAUUAGAGGCCUUUGGUUCCAGAUUUGUUCUGGAUUUAUCCUUAAACAAUGAUCUCCUGUCCUCUGAUUAUGUGGAAAUCCACGUCCAGGAGGACAAAGCCACCCACUCCAAGGGUGGGGAGCACUGUUACUACCACGGUCAGAUUCGAGGGAACAAUGACUCACAAGCAGCCCUCUCAACCUGCAACGGCCUACAUGGAAUGUUUGAUGAUGGAGUCUAUAUGUAUCUAAUUGAGCCUCUGAAACAGACUCACUCCAUCAUUGGUGCCGCACGGCCCCACGCCCUCCGCCGAGCUGCCUCUCUGAGGAACGGCCAGGAUGCAGCAGGAGUGGAGGAGUUGCUGUCGGAGCUGGAAGACAUGUCUUGGCUGAAGCGCAGGAAAAAGCGAGCUAUGCCCAGAAAUGUCUUUGAAGAAAUGAAGUACUUGGAGAUCAUGAUCGUCAGUGAUCACAACAUGUUUAAGCGCUACAAGAACUUACAGCACACCAAGAACUUUGCCAAGUCUGUGGUCAAUCUGGUGGAUGCUGUCUUCAAAGACCAGCUUCACACUCGCGUGGUCCUGGUUGCCUUGGAGAUCUGGGUGGAUAAGGACCAGAUUCCUGUCAGUGUGAUUCCUCUGGACAUGCUGAGGGACUUUGCCAAGUACCGUCAGCAGCACAUCAAGCAGCGCGUGGACACAGUACACCUCUUCUCGAAUGUCACGUUCCACUACCGCAGGAGCAGCGCGGCCUACUUUGGAGGAAUCUGCUCCUCGAGUCGCGGAGUCGGGGUCAAUGAGUAUGGCUCGACGUGGACCAUGGCAACGACUCUGUCUCAAAGCCUGGCACAGAACCUGGGCAUCCAGUGGGAGUCGGACAGGCGGAAGGAAUGUGGCUGCAGUGAUGGCUGGGUAGGCUGUAUAAUGGAAGACACGGGGGUGCAGCACCCCCGCAAGUUCUCCAAGUGCAGCAUCACCGACUACAAGGAGUUUCUCCUGAAGGGCGGAGGCUCCUGCCUCUUCAAUAGACCCAAUAAGCUGUUUGAGCCAACCGAGUGCGGGAACGGCUAUGUGGAGGUGGGAGAGGAAUGCGACUGUGGUGCCAGAGGGGAGUGUCAUAAGGAGUGCUGUAAGAAGUGUUCCUUGUCUAAUGGAGCUCACUGUAGUGAUGGGCCCUGCUGCAACAACACUUGCCUGUUUUACCCUCGAGGUUUCAGCUGUCGCUAUGCAGUCAAUGACUGUGACAUUUCCGAGACGUGUUCAGGAGACAAUGGACAGUGCCCACCAAAUCUUCAUAAACAAGACGGAUACCACUGUCAAGUCAACCAGGGCCGCUGUUAUGGAGGAGAGUGCAAGACCAGGGAGAGCCAAUGCAAAUAUGUGUGGGGCUCCGCGGCCGGCGGCUCAGAGAAAUUCUGCUACGAGAAGCUGAACACAGAAGGCACAGAGAAGGGCAACUGCGGGAAGGAUGGAGAGAAGUGGCUUCCCUGCAGCAAACAUGAUGUAUUUUGUGGCUACCUGCUGUGUGCCAACGUUGGCCGAACACCACGUCUUGGACAGAUGAAAGGAGAGGUCACUCCAACUACCUUCAACCACCAGGGCCGAGUGAUCGACUGCAGUGGUGGCCAUGUGCUUCUGGAUGAUGAGACUGACCUAGGCUAUGUGGAGGACGGCACCCCCUGUGGCCCGUCCAUGAUGUGCCUUGACCGCAAGUGUCUGCCCAUUCAGUCCCUCAACCUGAGUGCCUGCCCCAGUGGGCCCCGGGGCCACGUCUGCUCUGCCCAUGGGGUUUGCAAUAAUGAAGGCACAUGCAGCUGUGAUACCACCUGGGCUGGGACCGACUGUAGCAUGCCCGACCCUCCCAAGGAGCCCGCCCCCGAAGAGGACGAAGGACCCAAGGGUCCUAGUGCCACCAACCUUAUAAUCGGCUCAAUCGCAGGAGCCAUUCUGGUGGCCGCCAUCGUGCUGGGGGGGACUGGAUGGGGAUUUAAAAAUGUGAAGAAGCGGGGGAGAGGCUAUGACCCCAACGCUAGCGCCAUCUAGAGGAGCAUCGACGGCAAAGCAGCCAGACGACAGCUUCAACGCAGGCUUCAUCAAUUCGUCCUCCGUUCCUCUCAACUUGCUGCUGCUAUUCCACGUUAGUUUUCUUGAACUAUAGAUUAAAAAAACACUAGAGGACAUUUUUCAAAAUCCCAUACUUAAUUGUGUAGGAAAAAUGCAGCUUUCUCUGAUAUGAUCUGUUCUGCCCC
This is a messenger RNA of Engraulis encrasicolus (European anchovy), 3098 nucleotides long. RefSeq names its product disintegrin and metalloproteinase domain-containing protein 23 (gene adam23b). Bases 520 to 2892 code for a protein of 790 amino acids. Gene Ontology annotation, cellular component: presynaptic membrane. Gene Ontology annotation, molecular function: metalloendopeptidase activity. The record is from RefSeq and is a predicted model, not a curated record. Gene Ontology annotation, biological process: proteolysis. Lineage: Eukaryota; Metazoa; Chordata; Actinopteri; Clupeiformes; Engraulidae. The transcript has 26 exons.